Molecule: messenger RNA, 5384 nt
Organism: Zootoca vivipara (common lizard)
Lineage: Eukaryota; Metazoa; Chordata; Lepidosauria; Squamata; Lacertidae
Gene: CDH17
Product: cadherin 17
Biological process (GO): multicellular organism development; adherens junction organization; cell-cell junction assembly
Cellular component (GO): plasma membrane; adherens junction; catenin complex
Molecular function (GO): cadherin binding; beta-catenin binding; calcium ion binding
Source: RefSeq, a predicted model, not a curated record
UCAUACCGUACGAGAUUCUUUGGAUCGUUCUUGUCAGUGAGAAUUUGUGAGGGCUGUUUGCUGUGACAAGCAAGUCUCUGUUAGGAGUUUCUUUUGUUUGUUACAAAAUCCAAGUGUGUUCUUUUGUGGAGGACGAGGCUGUCAGUGGCUAUUAGCCACAAUGGCUAUGUUCUGCCUGCACUGCUGGUGGCAGUGUUUCUCUGAAUGCUAGUACCUGGGAGUCACAAGUGAGGAGAGCACUGUUGCACCCUGAUCCUGCUUCCAGCCUUCUUAUGCUCUUAUGUCCCUGUCCGUGUCAGGUGACGCAAUCUAUAUUUCAUAUUUCUGCAGGUAGAACUGGAGGGACCUAGAGGGAGAAAAGGGGAGCUUGGACUAAGCAUCAUUCACAGAGGAAGAGUGCAGAAAGUGGACUGUAUGAUAACAGUAGUGAGCCCCUAUUAUUGCACUCUCAAUAGUGCUGGGUGUUCCAUAAGUCCCUUGGUUCCCUGCUACUUUGAAAGCCCUCACAGUUUCUGGGGGGAAAAGAGUUCUUUAGUUUGUGCCUUAAUUCGUCCCUCUUGGAAUCUAUUUCCUAUGCUUCUUUGGUUAUAAAGAACCAAGAGACGUCACACUCCCUUACAUUAUAGGGCAGUUAGGAAAGGAUAUGGUUUGGGGUCCAAAGGUUAUUUUCCACAGGUGCAAAGAGCUUUCUCAGGUGGAGGAAGCCUUCUUCUGACUGUGGAGGGAAACCUUUGGAUCCAAUCCACCUGCUUGCUGUGGGGUAGAAGAAAGGACUUGUUGCAAAGGAGAGCCUAAACUCCAUAAUCUGUGCCUGUCUUUCCUUCCUGCCAGACACUCCCCUUGCUCAACUGGAAUUGGAAUAAUUGGAAUGGAAGUUCUCACCAAUAUGCUUAAAAUAUAUCUGCAUCACUUUGGGUGUCUCCUCAUACUUCAUCUGGUCAUUUGCCAAGGUACAGAUGACCCACAUAUAAGUGGGCCUCUGGAGGACAAGACUUUUUCUGUUCAAGAGGGGAGGACAGGAGUCACCUAUAUCUACCGGUUUACAUUGCAACCUCCAACUGUCAAGCUGAGACUGACUGGUGAGACAGACGGCAAAAUAUAUAUUUACCCGAAAGAUUGGUCUCUGUAUGUUAAUGAGUCUCUGGACUGGGAAACCAAAAACGUCUACAAUCUACAGGUGGAAGGUCUGAAUGAAAAUGGGCAGAAAGUGAAAGGCCCAUAUUCUAUCACAAUAAAUGUUAUCGAUGUCAAUGACAACCCUCCACAAUUUUCGCAGAGAGAGUACUUUGCAGCAGUGAGACAAAACUCCCGCGCAGGAAAGCCUUUCACAUACGUCACUGCUACUGAUCGCGAUGAUCCCACCACUCCUCAUGCGCAACUGAGCUACAGCAUUAGCAAACAUUUCCCUGACCCUUAUCAAACGAUGCUUUUCCAGAUUAACAAUGUCACUGGAGCAAUUUCCACAACAGCUGCUGGAGCUAAGUAUUUGAAUCCAGCAGAUGGGAUCAAUUACACCAUCGCUGUAAGAGUAAAAGAUAUGGCAGGACAGUCAGAGAAUUCCUUCCCCAGCGAUGCUGACGUGAUUGUCACCGUGUUGGAAAACCUCUGGAAGUCUCCUCCACUAGUAAAGCUCAAGGAGAAUUCCACAGAGCCCCACCCCAUGAGAAUCACUCAGGUACAGUGGAAUGAUCCAGGUGCAAAAUAUGAAAUCCGGCAAAAGGAAAACCCUCCCACUAAACUCCCAUUUAUGGUUGACCAGAACGGGAUUGUCUAUGUAACUGAACCACUAGACAGAGAAGUAAAAGAUGCAUAUUCCUUUUACGUGCUUGCAAAAGAUAAAGAUGAAGACAUCUCACUGUCCUAUCCACUGACCAUUAACGUCACAGUUGAAGACAUCAAUGAUAACCCUCCCACGUGUGACAAAACUUUGACUAUAUUUGAAGUUCAGGACAACGAACCUGUAGGGAAUUUCAUAGGAACUUUUCAUGCUUCGGACAGAGACCAGGAAAACACUUUAAACUCCCGCCUAUACUACAACAUUGUGGAUCAGAGCCCCAAAGUGCCUUCUGAUAAUAUGUUUCGCAUCGAACAUGGAACUGGGACGAUCAACUUACUUACCUCUGCCUUAAACAAGGAGCAAGUCUCUAACUACUCUUUGAAGGUGGAGGUGACAGAUUCAGUAUUCCGAACACUGUGCAACGUACAGAUCAAUGUCAUCGAUACCAACGAUCAGAUUCCAAUCUUUGAAAAAUCGGAUUAUGGCUCUCUGACGCUUCCGGAAGACGUACCACUAGGAACAGUAAUACAGGCAAUCCAAGCCACAGAUGCUGAUGAACCCUUCACUGGAAGCUCUCAGAUUGUGUACACAAUCAAUAAGGGAGACCCCAACAACACUUUUAUAAUAGUGACAGAUCCAAAAACAAACAGAGGAUAUGUUAAAAUUAAUAAGGCUCUUGACUUUGAAACGACUAAUGUGUAUAACCUCACCAUCCACGCCACAAAUCCUGAACCUCUUGUGACUGGGGUACAGUACAAUUUAAGCUCUGUUGCUUACUUGAGAGUCAUAGUUACUAAUGUGGAAGAAGCACCAGUUUUUCUCAAAACCAUUCAUACAGUGGAUAUAGUUGAAAAUGCUACUAUAGGUUCUUUUUUGACAACGGCGACAGCCUUUGAUCCAGAGGGUGACUCGAUAAGGUACACACUGCAAAGCGAUGGCAGGAACUGGCUGCGGAUUGACCCUCUCAAUGGCACAAUAUAUACUGCUGCCCCGCUGGACCGGGAAGCUCAGCGUACCUACACGGUGCAAAUAGUCGCAACUGAGCAAACUAAAGCAUCUCGAAGCUCCACAGCACAGCUGAGACUGAACCUGAAAGAUGUGAACGACAACCCUCCGAGGCUAGACAAGAACUUUGUGUUCUUCUGCCACCCUCUCCAAGGAAACGAGAAAAAGAAGAUCGAAGUUUCCGAUCCGGAUGAACAUUCAUAUGUUCAGAGAUUCACUUAUUCCCUUGUUGGUGCAGAUGCAACACAGAACUGGAAUAUUUCUAAACCUGAUGGCUUACUUGCUUACAUUUCCCCAAGGAACAUGAAGCUUGAAGAGAAAGACUAUUACGUACCAUUGAAAAUAAAUGACAACGGAAGGCCUCCUAUGGAAGGAGUUGUUACUCUGAAAGUGAUACUGUGCAAAUGUACAGAGGCAAAGAAAUGCUUCCUGGAACUUGAUGGAAGUUCACUUCCGACAGUUGGGAUGGCAAUUGGAAUUCUGACCGGUGUAUUGCUAGUCAUUGGUAUCAUUUUGGGGAUCGUCUUUCUCAAACUGAAACGCAAAAAGGAGUAUGAGCUAAAGGCCCAGACAGCAAAUGCUGCGAGCCCAUCUGAAUUGCGGAACUUGACAAAUACAGACCUAUACUGAGCUUAUCAGAGCCCCCAAGUCAUUUUGGUGCCAGAAGACUGAACUAUGAUGCAAGAAGUCUGUUAAAUGUUUAGUGUGCAUGUUUUUCAUUAUUUGACUAUUAGCUGUGAAUAGGACCAGGAGCAUGGUGCAUAGGAAAUGGAGAAUGUUUGUGGAUGCUCCCCCCAGGAUAAUUACAGCUUGGGGUGUGUGUGUAUUUUUCUUGUGGCUGUGGCUUGGAAAAGGGUUAAAUCCAUGAGUAUGUUAAAUGGCUACCAGGCUAGUGCUUAAAUACAAGGCUGUGUGAUAGGAAGGUUUAAGUCUAAGAAAUCUUGUCGCAGUAUAGGAAGAACUAAUGCCCCAGGAGCCCACAUUUAUGCUUCUGAGUCUUUAAAACAAAAAAGGAGUGUAAUUUUAGCUAUUUUCUGUAUUUAGCAUAGUUACAAGCUUUCUGCCAAGGACAAUAUUAUAACAUAACAGACCCACUGAUGGAAUCAUCAGAGAAUGUGUCCCAUGACUCUGCCUCUUAAAACCUUGUAAGGUUCCUUUAUUAAGCACAAAGUCAACACAGGAUCUUUGUUCCAAUUCCCCCGCAAUUCCUAUCUUUUGAGCUUUUAGGUAGGACUUCUAGAACUAAAACUAUGCACAAAUUAACCUGUUACUAAUUAGUCUUCAUUGUAAAUCUAAAGUAAAUAUAUACAGGCGCUUUUGCAUCGAACUUUGUAAGACGGCGGAACGCAUAGCUGUAGCUAAAGUUGGGGGGGGGGAAUGAGUGUAUUUGGUUUCGUAAAGUACAGUACAUCUCUGCUAUUCAUAGAAUGUGGAAUGUUGACCAUAAAAGUGACCUAUUAAUAAUCAUGCCACCCCUACGCAGAUGGAACAAGUUGAGCAGAGAUGUAUGCACUUUGCCCUGAAAUAAAACAAACAUAGAAACUUUGCACCAAAAUGGAAGAACUGGGAUGGACCAGAUUUAGAAGUGACACAUGCAAAAGUGACAUGGACCAGAAACAGAUUGAUUUGUUCAUUCAUUCUUUAUGGCCCAGCACAGAAUUCAUCUUUGGGAGAAAUCUCUCUCUCUCUCUCUCUUUUAAAAAAGUAAGUUUCUAGUCCUUUUAUUGGGAGAGAAAUCUGGACCUGGAAAUCUGUUGGAUGAAGUACCUGGGAAGCAGCAUCUGAGAGAAGGCAGCUUCUCUCAGAGAGAGAACAUUAAUGGCAAGAACAAACAACUUAAGACGGGCCUGAGAGUUUUUUUAAAAAAGGUUCUUAAUCAAAAUAAUGGACUGUAAAUGUCCAAUAUUCCUCUGAAGUAGGGCAGAAAUAACUGCCAUUUGUUCCCCCAGCUGAAGAACCUGGCAAUAGAAAUACAUGCAUUAUUUGACAGUAUCUUCUAUACAAUACGAAGUAUUUUUUGAGUAUUUGGCAAAUACAAUGGACAAAAUUGUCACUUUUGGUUUCUCUUAAGGUUCUGUUUUUUUUCAAAUUCAAUUUGCACAUUUCUGCAACAGUUUGUUGUUGCAGUUGUUUCCUAAGACACAGUUUAUGCAGUUCUGCCCAAUACAAUGCAUUUUUUUUUGUAUGUUAUCAUCACAAAUGUGCACAUUCAUGCCCACUUUCCCCUAACAUAUACAUUCUUGUACGCAUUGCUUGUCUGGAGGCUGGACCUGAAAAUUUAGGGAAGUGUGAACUUAGGCGGAUAGCUGUGCUUCGGUUCACAUCAUGUUUCAGUAAAUGCAGAUUUGGUAGGUUCACAAUAAAGCCAACUUUCUCCCCCAUCCCCACUGGUGAACAUGUGACGGAAAUAUAUCAUUGUUAUUGUUUUGUAAUAUGUUAAGGGGCAUAUACAUACAAGGUCUUCACCUUUCAUCUGUCUUCCUGGAGCUCUAGAACCCUGGAGUGGAUUCUGCCACUUUGGAUAUCCUCAAAAGGUUUUCUUCUGUUUCUAUGUUGUUGUUUUCUCAUGUAAAUCAAUAAAAUAUGUUUUUUUAAAAAUAUG